Messenger RNA from Maudiozyma barnettii, 309 nucleotides. It is a transcript of the gene SML1, whose product is annotated as ribonucleotide reductase inhibiting protein SML1. Bases 1 to 309 code for a protein of 102 amino acids. The record is from RefSeq and is a predicted model, not a curated record. The transcript has a single exon. Lineage: Eukaryota; Fungi; Ascomycota; Saccharomycetes; Saccharomycetales; Saccharomycetaceae.
AUGAAUGACGAACAAAAGACUCAAUACUUGAAAGAAUUAAACGAAACCUCUGAAAGAGUUAAAGAACAUGUUAGACAAGAACAAGCAAGCAAGUCUCCAGAAGUUGCUCAAUCUUCUGAAUUUAAGAGAGUUCCAAUGCCAUCUAUGACUGUUCCUCCACCAAUGCUAGCUAAAAACUCUAAUGUUGGUUCUUCUUCUACUUUAGAAAUGUGGGAUGAAGGUGUUAAUCAAAAAUUGAAUGAAAUUGAUAACAAGAUGAACAAAUCUGAUUUAUCCGUCUUUUUCACUAAAGGUGAAAUUGAAUUCUAA